AAUAUUUGUUUAAUUUCCAUUGAUAAUAAUACCCAGGCUUGAAAAUAGGAUGAUAGAAUUUGUUUAAAAAUUAAAAUUGAUUCAUCAACAGAGCCGUUUGCAGUAAGUCUGGAUAAAGAAGACGUUUCGUCCAUUCCGUUUCGAAACUCUGCGGAGGAAAAUUGCCCGUCCCCCAGUGCCUUUACGUCUAAAAGAAGUCUGUUUUGAGCGAGCUGCUUCGCCCGCCGGACAGGACGCCGUCGUCGUCUUCUUCACCGCCGUCACUGUAGCCGUCGAGGUCGCGAUGCUAUUACGGAGUAGUUCGGAGUCGCGAGGAGGAGGGCGAGAAGAGAGCCAGAGCCGCCGGCGGUGAGAGAGAGAGAUGGGCAACAAGAUCGCGCGCACGACGCAGGCGUCGGCCUCCGAGUACUACCUCCACGACCUGCCUUCCUCCUACAACCUGGUGCUGAAGGAGGUGCUUGGCCGCGGCCGUUUCUUCAAGUCCAUCCAGUGCAAGCACGAUGAGGGCCUCGUCCUCGUCAAAGUCUACUUCAAGCGCGGCGAUUUCAUCGAUCUUAGGGAUUACGAGCGCCGCCUCUCCCAAAUCAGAGAUAUCUUCCGUGCUCUCGACCACCCCCACGUCUGGCCUUUCCAGUUUUGGCUUGAAACCGAUAAAGCGGCUUAUCUUUUAAGGCAAUACUUCUUCAACAAUCUGCACGACCGGUUGGGUACGCGGCCUUUCCUCAGUCUGGUGGAGAAGAAAUGGUUGGCUUUUCAGCUACUGUAUGCUGUUAAACAGAGCCAUGAAAAUGGAGUUUGUCACGGUGACAUUAAGUGCGAGAAUGUCCUGGUCACUUCCUGGAAUUGGCUAUACCUCGCUGACUUUGCAUCAUUUAAACCCACUUACAUUCCCCAUGAUGAUCCCUCAGAUUUCUCAUUUUUCUUUGACACCGGAGGAAGAAGGCUCUGUUAUCUCGCACCGGAGAGAUUUUAUGAGCAUGGGGGUGAGAUGCAAGUAGCUCAAGAUGCACCCUUAAAGCCAUCCAUGGACAUCUUUGCCGUAGGGUGUGUAAUAGCAGAACUCUUUCUUGAGGGUCAGCCACUCUUUGAACUAUCCCAGCUACUUGCCUAUCGUAGAGGGCAAUAUGAUCCUAGCCAACAUCUUGAGAAGAUUCGAGAUUCUGGAAUCCGCCAGAUGAUUCUUCAUAUGAUUCAGUUGGAUCCAGAGUUACGACUCUCUGCUGACAGCUACCUGCAGAGCUAUGCAGCUGUUGUUUUUCCGACGUAUUUCUCGCCAUUUCUGCAUAAUUUUUAUUCGUGCUUGAAUCCUCUUGAUUCUGAUACAAGGGUUGCUGUGUGCCAGAGUGCCUUUCACGAGAUACAUAAACAAAUGAUGAGUAACAAGUCAAGUGAGGAGAUUAGCGCUGAAUUAGGUACACCUUCAAUUGCCGUAAGUAUUAGAUCAUCACAGGCUAUUGAUUUGAAACAGAACUUGAGGUUGACAAAGGACUCCUUGAGAAGAAGAGAAGAGCUAGAGAAAGGCAUAAUAUGUGAUCAGUUCAAACUUCUUGGUGAUAUCAAUACCCUACUUAGGGAUGUUAAACAAACUAACCAUCCUUUUGGUGCAAAGAAAAUGCUGAUAGAAGCUACUGAUGCUGCAUUUUCCCAAAACCACAAACAUUGUGGCAUGCAAUCCUCUGGUGAAUUUCUUCAAACUAUUUCCAGUGCAUGUAAAAGAAAUGAUCACCCCUUCCUGAAAAAGAUUACAAUGAAUGAUUUGAAUUCAUUGAUGUCUGAGUAUGACAGCCAGUCAGAUACUUUUGGUAUUCCUUUCUUACCCUUACCUCAAGAUAAUAUGAGCUGUGAAGGUAUGGUUCUUAUUGCUUCACUGCUUUGCUCCUGCAUACGCAAUGUGAAGUUGCCUCACUUGAGGAGGGGGGCAAUACUUCUGUUGAAGUCUUCUUCUUUAUAUAUUAAUGAUGAAGAUCGCUUACAGCGUGUGCUUCCUUAUGUAAUUGCAAUGCUUUCUGAUUCAGCUGCAAUUGUGCGUUGUGCUGCCUUAGAGGCUUUGUGUGACAUUCUACCUUUAGUCCGAGAUUUUCCUCCCAGCGAUGCAAAAAUUUUUCCAGAGUAUAUUCUACCUAUGCUUUCCAUGCUUCCUGAUGAUCCAGAAGAAAGUGUGAGGAUAUGUUAUGCGAGCAAUAUUUCAAAACUUGCACUAACUGCUUACGGAUUCUUGAUUCACUCAAUAAGCUUGAGUGAGGCAGGGGUUCUUGACGAAAUGAGUUUGCCUCAGAAGUCAUUGACACCAUCCAUUGAAACAUCUGGACGUCUGCAGAGGCUUAACUCUGAUGCACAGCUUGCACAGUUGAGGAAGUCCAUAGCUGAGGUUGUCCAGGAACUUGUAAUGGGUCCAAAGCAAACUCCAAAUAUCAGGAGAGCACUUUUACAAGAUAUUGGCAACCUGUGCUGCUUUUUUGGCCAGAGACAGAGUAAUGACUUUGUAUUGCCUAUUCUUCCUGCUUUUCUUAAUGAUAGACAUGAGCAGCUAAGGGCCAUUUUCUAUGGGCAGAUUGUUUAUGUUUGUUUCUUUGUGGGCCAAAGAAGUGUGGAAGAAUAUCUUUUACCUUACAUUGAGCAGGCUUUAAAUGAUGCGACAGAGGCCGUAAUUGUCAAUGCUUUGGAUUGCUUAGCUAUUCUAUGUAGAAGUGGUUUCUUGCGGAAAAGGAUACUGCUUGAAAUGAUAGAGCGUGCCUUUUUAUUGUUGUGUUAUCCCAGCCAGUGGGUAAGAAGGUCAGCUGUUGCCUUCAUUGCUGCUAGUAGUGAGAGUUUAGGAGCUGUGGAUUCCUAUGUUUUCCUUGCCCCAGUCAUUCGUCCUUUCCUGCGCAGACAACCAGCAUCGCUUGCUUCAGAGAAGGCUCUGCUUUCAUGUCUAAAGCCUCCAGCCUCAAGGCAGCUAUUUUACCAAGUCUUGGACAAUGCCAGGAGUUCAGACAUGUUAGAGAGGCAGAGAAAGAUAUGGUACAAUCCAUCGGCACAGUUCAAGCAAUGGGAGACUAUGGAUUUGCAUACGAAAGAAGCUGGGGAGUUGAAUUCUUUGAAGAUCUGGCCUGACAAGAAGCAUGAUCUUCAGGGUCAAAAACGUCUUGGUAGUGGGAUGCAACAGCUGGAUUCAAAUGAAUGCAGUGAUGGAGAGGCUAAGAUGAGAGCUAUUGAAAACUUUAUACAUAAUUCUUCUAGCACAGUUAACAUUAAUGAUCCCAGCUCAGAGAAGUUACAGUUCUCUGGCUUUAUGUCUCCAUAUGUUAGUGGUCUGAACAGCUACACGGGUGAUAAAUCAUCAGAAGGCAUACCUUUGUACUCCUUUAGCAUUGACAAACGAGGGGUUGGAACUCCUCCUGCAGCAUCUGAUUCUUCAUUACAGUUGAACUCUCAUGGAAUUAGUUCAUCAUCCAUGCCUUGGAUAGAUUCAGUUAAUAAGCCAUUUAGCUUGGCUAGCUCUGUCCCAGCACCUAAGCUUAUUUCUGGUUCAUUUAGCAUCACUAAUGGUUCUAAGCAGUUUUACAGAGUGGUACAUGAACCAGAAGGCAGGGAAAAUGAUCAGACUUAUAUCAAUAGUAAGAUACAGGAUAUGGGAAUUUCUGGCACUAGUAAAGGAAGUUCUGUUACUUUGGAAGAUGCGUCCGCCCCAAAUGAUGUAGCAGGAUUGCAGUCUUUUGCUAGAACAUCAUCAAUGCCAGAUUCAGGAUGGAGGCCUCGUGGGGUUUUGGUUGCACACCUUCAGGAGCAUCGGUCUUCUGUUAACGACAUUGCCAUUUCAACCGACCAUAGUUUUUUUGUUAGUGCUUCUGAUGAUUCGACUGUCAAGGUCUGGGAUUCAAGAAAACUGGAAAAAGACAUCUCAUUUAGAUCAAGGCUUACUUACUCACUGGAGGGUAGCCGGGCACUCUGCACUGCUAUGCUCCGGGGCUCCACUCAAGUCAUUGUUGGAGCAUGUGAUGGUGUGAUACAUUUGUUCUCGGUUGAUUACAUCUCCAGAGGGCUUGGAAAUGUUGUUGAGAAGUACUCAGGUAUUGCUGAUAUUAAAAGGAAGGAUGUUGGUGAAGGUGCCAUACUGAGUUUAUUGAACUACUCUUCUGAUGGUUGUACCAAUCAGAUGGUUAUGUACAGCACCAAAAAUUGUGGGAUCCAUCUCUGGGAUACAAGGACAAAUUCAAAUGCAUGGACACUGAAGGCAAUUCCUGAGGAAGGCUAUGUAUCAUCUAUGAUAGUAGGCCCUUGCGGGAAUUGGUUUGUGUCAGGUUCUUCAAGGGGUGUGCUUACUCUUUGGGAUCUAAGAUUCCUUUUACCUGUAAACUCAUGGCAAUAUUCUCUUGUAUGCCCCAUAGACAGAUUGUGCCUUUUUGUUCCUCCUCCGAAUGCCUCUGUAUCUACUACAGCAAGGCCCUUAGUUUAUGUUGCUGCUGGUUGUAAUGAGGUUUCUCUCUGGAAUGCUGAGAAUGGGAGUUGUCACCAGGUAUUUAGAGUGGCAAAUAAUGAUAGUGAUGGUGAAACUUCUGACCUGCCAUGGGCUUUAGCAAGGCCAUCUAGUAAGCCAAAUUCAAAACCAGAUCUAAGACGAAAUGUCAAUCCAAAGUACAGAGUUGAUGAGCUUAAUGAACCUCCUCCUCGUCUUGCUGGUAUCCGUGCAUUGCUUCCCUUGCCUGGGGGGGAUUUAUUAACAGGGAGUACCGAUUUGAAGAUACGCCGCUGGGACCAUUGCAGUCCUGAUAGAAGUUAUUGUAUAUGUGGACCAUCCGUAAAGGGAGUUGGAAAUGAUGAUUUCUAUGAAACACGGUCUAGUUUUGGGGUGCAAGUUGUGCAGGAAACAAAGAGACGGCCUCUGACAACCAAGUUGACAGCCAAGGCUGUUCUUGCAGCUGCUGCCACUGAUUCUGCAGGUUGUCACCGUGAUUCUAUUCUUGCUUUGGCUUCUGUAAAGUUAAACCAGAGACUCUUGAUUUCAAGCAGUAGAGAUGGGGCUAUCAAGGUUUGGAAGUAGAGGUUAAGCGUAUGGGUGACAUAUUGUACAUAGUGCCAAUGUUAGUUGAAAUUGUAUAUUACAUGUUAAAACAGAAUGUUGAAAAGUUUUCAGAUCAUUAAAUGUCUGAUCACUUGCAUAAUUUCUUAUAUGUACCCCUGCAUUAUUUGUACAGCAUGAAAUGAUUUAUGGAUAAAUGGGAGUAUUUUUAGAUGUUUAUAAGUUAUAAUAUUUUAUUUCCAUUUUCCAUUGA
Messenger RNA from Malania oleifera, 5252 nucleotides. RefSeq names its product serine/threonine-protein kinase VPS15. Bases 362 to 5020 code for a protein of 1552 amino acids. NCBI's taxonomy places the organism in Eukaryota, Viridiplantae, Streptophyta, Magnoliopsida, Santalales, Ximeniaceae. Gene Ontology annotation, molecular function: protein binding; protein serine/threonine kinase activity; ATP binding. The transcript is spliced from 11 exons. The record is from RefSeq and is a predicted model, not a curated record. Gene Ontology annotation, cellular component: phosphatidylinositol 3-kinase complex, class III, type I; phosphatidylinositol 3-kinase complex, class III, type II; late endosome. Gene Ontology annotation, biological process: autophagy of peroxisome; late endosome to vacuole transport; macroautophagy.